This is a messenger RNA of Rhodamnia argentea, 1230 nucleotides long. RefSeq names its product syntaxin-22-like. Gene Ontology annotation, cellular component: endomembrane system; membrane; SNARE complex. The transcript is spliced from 7 exons. Gene Ontology annotation, molecular function: SNARE binding; SNAP receptor activity. Bases 28 to 849 code for a protein of 273 amino acids. NCBI's taxonomy places the organism in Eukaryota, Viridiplantae, Streptophyta, Magnoliopsida, Myrtales, Myrtaceae. Gene Ontology annotation, biological process: vesicle fusion; vesicle-mediated transport; intracellular protein transport. The record is from RefSeq and is a predicted model, not a curated record.
GGGUCGGGUUUAGGGCUGCGAGAAGCAAUGAGCUUUCAGGAUCUCGAGGCCGGUCGGGGGACGGGAUCGAGGCGGGAGCUCGGCAAUGGCAGGCAGGACGCCACGCAAGCCGUCGUCUCCGGCGUCUUCCAGAUCAACACCGCCGUCAACACCUUCCAGCGCCUCGUCAACACCCUCGGCACCCCCAAGGACACCCCGGAGCUCCGCGAGAAGCUGCACAAAACAAGGCUACAUAUUGGACAGUUGGUGAAGGAUACAUCAGCUAAGCUUAAACAAGCCAGUGAAACAGAUCAUCAUGCUGGAGUAAGCCCCAGCAAGAAGAUUGCAGAUGCCAAACUGGCAAAAGAUUUUCAGGCAGUUCUUAAAGAGUUUCAAAAGGCUCAACGGCUUGCAGCUGAGAGAGAAACAGCAUAUGCACCGUUUGUUCCCCAGGCAGUACUUCCUUCAAGCUAUACAGCCAGCGAGAUUGAUGUCAGUUCAGGUAGCAGUCCAGAACAGCGGGCCCUUCUAGUCGAAUCCCGAAGACAAGAAGUCCUGCUUUUGGAUAACGAGAUCGCCUUCAAUGAAGCUAUUAUUGAGGAAAGAGAACAGGGAAUCCAAGAAAUCCAGAACCAAAUUGGCGAGGUGAAUGAAAUUUUCAAAGAUCUCGCUGUCUUGGUUCAUGAGCAAGGGACCAUGAUUGAUGAUAUUAGCUCCCACAUCGAUAAUGCUCAGGCUGCAACUUCUCAAGGAAAGACCCAACUCGCAAAAGCGGCGAAGACUCAACGGUCAAAUUCAUCUCUGGCUUGUUUGCUUCUGGUGAUAUUUGGGAUUGUGCUUCUCAUUGUGAUCAUAGUACUGGCGGCUUAAUCAGGAUUUAAUGACACAAAAAAAAUCAGGAUUCAGUAAUCCCGGUGGUUUGUUGUGCAAACUGUACUGAUCUGCUUCAGAAGGCCGUAACAAGAUGGUCAUCUCCCUGCACGUCUCUCGAAUCACGGCCUUUGUGUGACUCCAUGGUUGAAUGGAUCAUGAUCCUUCAAUCACAUUUUGGGUAUAUAAAUAUCGGCUUUUGUCUUGGGCUCAUUUUUUUCCUUUUUUUCGCUUUCUUCUUUCCUGUUGCUUUCCCGGAGAUGGGUGGGCGGCUCUCGCUUUUGGUGUUGGUCGGGUCUUGAAUGAGGGUCUCGGGACUCUGCGUGCUGUGCUAUGUUGUAUAAUUUUUCCUUUUUCUUUUGAAAAGAUAUGAGAUUUACU